CCGCUCAAGCGGGCGCGGUGGUUGGAAGGGACGGGAGUGACGUCACCAACGAGCGACGGGCAAAGUCGGGGAAGCUGGAAGGAAAAAAAAAAACUCGCUUGCACCCGGAGUCGGAUCAUGACGAAACUGCUUCAGUGGCUCGGCUCUCUGGCCCUACUGGGUGGCGUCUGGGCUGCGUUGAUGCUGGACCUCGUGGGGUCCCACCCUUUAUCCCCAAGCUGGCACCAGGUGCUGUGGGCCCUGCCAACCUACCUAUUGGUCACCUUCGGCUGCUACUCGCUGGGAGUCGUGGGCUUCCGCCUGGCUACCUUCAACGACUGCCAAGAGGCCUCGCUUGAGCUGCAGGCCCAAAUCCGAGAGGCCCGAGCUGACCUUGCUCGACACGGCAUGAAGUUUUGACCUGCAGCCUUUAUGGGAACAGAAAUUACCCACGGACAGUAAACGAUUGUUCAGUGCAUGAUUGAACUGUUGGGGAGGGUUUGCAGCCUGGCUGGGGAAAUCCGUGUCAAGAAAAAGAGCUGCUUCCUUUUUUAAAAAAUAAAAUAAAUUUUUAUUAAAAGU
This is a messenger RNA of Notechis scutatus (mainland tiger snake), 561 nucleotides long. RefSeq names its product dolichyl-phosphate mannosyltransferase subunit 3, regulatory (gene DPM3). Gene Ontology annotation, biological process: GPI anchor biosynthetic process. Lineage: Eukaryota; Metazoa; Chordata; Lepidosauria; Squamata; Elapidae. Gene Ontology annotation, cellular component: dolichol-phosphate-mannose synthase complex; endoplasmic reticulum membrane. The record is from RefSeq and is a predicted model, not a curated record.